Scomber scombrus (Atlantic mackerel) is the source of this 3697-nucleotide messenger RNA. Its product is annotated as neuropilin-1a-like. Gene Ontology annotation, molecular function: semaphorin receptor activity; vascular endothelial growth factor receptor activity. NCBI's taxonomy places the organism in Eukaryota, Metazoa, Chordata, Actinopteri, Scombriformes, Scombridae. Gene Ontology annotation, cellular component: membrane. The coding region runs from base 587 to 3469 and encodes 960 amino acids. The record is from RefSeq and is a predicted model, not a curated record. Gene Ontology annotation, biological process: axon guidance; angiogenesis; vascular endothelial growth factor signaling pathway. The transcript has 18 exons.
UGGAAAUUCCUCUGUUACUUUCACGGCUCGCCUCGUAUUCCCUGACAUUUCUGCUGUGACGGUCAGUCAGUCAGUCAGUAGCUGAGAGAGGAGGAGGAAGAGCUGAACUGAAAUAAGGAGUAACAGAUCUGUGGAGAGAGACACACGUUCAGAUGUUCCCCGCGAUUGGUUUUCAAUGAUCAUGCUGGUUAACUAGUGAUUUCUUUUUUUUUUAAUUAUUUCAAAUUUUCAACUUGGAAGUACGUCUAACAUCCCUGUUUGGCAUCUGAAGUGAGAGAUUUAUUAUAAAGAAUCGGGGGCGCACCACUGACACUUUUUGGUGAACGGAUUUUUCCUCUUGAAUCAUCGUCUUGUUUCCUGCGUUUGGAUUAUUUUCUUCUUCUUUUUUUCCAAGGAGAUGGCAAGUUGUUCCCUGACAGACGCGGGGAUCUGGUGCUGAGGCUCACAAGAUGCUGGGGACCCCACAACAACCAGAUCUCUUACUUUGAGACAUUUUUUCCGGCUAAUUUUUCUCUUUGGGAUAAACUCCUUGGACAUUUUUUCACCUCAGUUUGUCUUUAUUUUAUUUUUUUGUUCCUUUCCCAGAAUGUCUGUGUUGUACAAUCUAAGGAUGUGUAGUGGAUUGCUAUUGUUCCUGUGCACCCAAGUCAUCUCCGUUGCUUCGUGGACUCUGAAUGGUGGAGAUACAUGCGGAGGGAAUAUAUUGAUAAACAACGCGGACUACCUGACCUCCCCUGGCUAUCCGGGCGCUUACCCGCCUUCCCAGCAGUGCGUGUGGGUGAUAACAGCCCCAGAACCGGGUCAGAAGAUCCUCAUCAACUUCAAUCCGCAUUUUGAUCUGGAGGACAGAGACUGCAAGUAUGACUAUGUGGAGGUUUACAACGGCGGCGAUGAGGAUUCGCCCAUGGUGGGGAAGUUUUGCGGGAAGAUCGCGCCAUCCCCGAUCAUCUCCACCGGCACCCAGCUCCUCAUUAAGUUCGUCUCCGACUAUGAGACCCACGGGGCGGGAUUCUCUGUUCGCUAUGAAGUCUUCAAAACAGGUCCAGAAUGUUCCAGGAACUUCACGGCUCCCAGGGGCGUCCUCAAGACGCCGGGCUUCCCCGAAAAGUACCCCAACAACCUGGAAUGCACCUUUAUGAUCUUUGCCCCCAAGAUGUCGGAGAUCAUUGUGGAGUUUGACAGCUUCGACAUGGAGCCCGACACCACACCGCCGCCGGGUGCCCUCUGCCGAUACGACUGGCUGGAAAUCUGGGACGGCUUCCCUGCAGUGGGGCCUCACAUUGGACGCUACUGUGGCCAGAUGUCUCCUGGCCGUGUGAUCUCCUACACCGGCAUCUUGUCCAUGACCAUCACCACUGACAACGCCAUCACCAGAGAGGGAUUCUCCGCCAACUACACCAUCCGUGAGAGGGUCAUCCCCCCAGGACACACAGAUGAGGAUUUUGAGUGCAUGGAGGCACUGGGCAUGCAGUCUGGGGAAAUCACCUCGGAGCGGAUCACCGCCUCGUCCCAGUACAACUCCAACUGGUCCCCUGAACGCUCGCGCCUCAACUACCACGAGAACGGCUGGACGCCCUCAGAGGACAGCGUCAGGGAGUGGAUACAGGUGGAUUUGGGGUUUCUCAGAUUCGUCACAGCCAUCGGGACGCAGGGAGCGAUCUCAAAAGAGACCAAAAAGCAAUAUUACGUUAAAUCCUACAAAGUGGACCUAAGCUCCAACGGAGAGGACUGGGUCACCAUGAAGGAGGGCUCAAAGCAGAAGCUCUUUACGGGAAAUCACAGCCCAACAGACGAGAAUCGAUCCCUCCUCCCCAAACCGACUCUGGCUCGUUACAUCCGCAUCCGCCCCAUGUCCUGGGAGCAAGGCAUCUGUAUGCGCAUUGAGAUCUACGGCUGCAGGACAUCAGACUACCCUUGUUCAGGGAUGCUGGGGAUGGUGUCAGGUCAGAUCGCAGAUGCUCAGAUCAGCGCCUCAUCUUUCGUCGAUCGAGGCUGGGUGGCCGAGAACGCACGAUUAUUGACGGGGAGAUCGGGCUGGACCGGAUCACAAACCAAGCAACCCUUCAGAAACGAGUGGCUACAGGUGGAUCUGGGUCACGACAAGAUGGUGAGCGGUGUGUUGAUCCAGGGGGGGAGACACCGCGACAGGAACGUCUUCAUGAAGAGAUUCAAGGUGGGCCACAGUCUGAACGGAGAAGACUGGAUCCUGGUCAAAGAGGAGAACAGCACCAAGCCCAAGAUAUUCAUGGGGAACCAGAACCACGACACCCCAGAGCUCAGGUCCUUGGAUCAGGUACUGGCCCGCUUCGUCCGGAUUUACCCGGAGAGGGCCACCACCGAGGGCGUGGGCCUCCGACUAGAACUGCUGGGCUGUGAAUUGGACGACAUUACAACCCCGGCGCCUCCCACCAAACCAGCCGUUUCUAUGCUUCCCAUGACCACAUUUGGUGCGACCACCACCGCACCGACCACCGUCCCCGGCACGACGCUGACUACCAACUGCAAGGAAGGACAAUGGGAUUGUCUCGUUGACGUUGAGGCACCUGAGGACUACGACAUAGUGACAAGAGGCACCGCAGUGGAUAAUCCCAUGGACUUCCUUCCAGGGUAUGUGUGGUUUGCCUGUAACUUUGAGGCGUCGUUCUGCGGCUGGACCAUAGAGCCCGGCAGAGGGGCUACGUGGAUCCUCCAGCUCGCUGAGGCUCCUCCCGUCCACAGAGCAUCGGCCUUCGACCACACAGGAAAACCAGGGAACUUCAUCUACGUGCAGCUGAGUGACAAAUUAAUUCCAAGUGAAAUUUAUGAAUACGGCGACGAAGAGGAGAGAGAUGAGAAAGUGGCGAGAUUGUCCAGCCUGCCUAUGGCGGCGCAUGACGCUGACCUGUGCAUGUCCUUCUGGUAUCUAUUGAUCGGCGAGCACGAAGAAGCGAUUCACGUCAGGCAGAGGAUGGAGGGGGAUCCGGGGAAAUUGAUAAGGAGUGUCGAAGAUCAUCAGGGAAGCAAGUGGAAGGAGGCACGAGUGUCACUGCCACAAUCCAGCAUCCCCUAUCAGGUGGUGUUUGAAGGUCUUUUAAACAAACAUAGCACAGGCCACAUAGCUUUAGACAACGUCCACAUCAUAGAAGGAAUCAACAUGGACGACUGCAAAGAUCCAGAAGAUUAUCCAACUCCGUCCACUGAGAUCAUCAUCCAACCGGUGGACUCUCUUUUGCAGGACAGCAACGAGCUCGGCGGUCCAGGCAACAUGCUGAAGACCCUGGACCCCAUCCUCAUCACCAUCAUCGCCAUGUCUGCGCUGGGUGUCUUCCUGGGCGCCAUCUGCGGCGUCGUGCUCUACUGCGCCUGCUCACAAGGCAGCAUGACGGACAGGAACUUAUCCGCCCUGGAAAACUAUAACUUUGAACUGGUGGAUGGCGUGAAACUAAAGAAGGACAAGAUGAAUGGACAGACUAACUACUCAGAGGCGUGAGGGGAAAAGAGGGACGGAGCUGCGAUGCUCCGCUUGGACACGUGAUGCAGCCAAUCAAGUGGGAAGGAAAACACGGGGCUGAAGCCACCAAAUGGGACAGCAGAGUGGGCUGACAGUGAGCCGAUGUAAUUUUUUUUCUCAGGAGCGGCAGUGGAAGGGACUGACCUGCAGGGGGCACUGUGUAUAAAAAAAUAUGUACAGCAAAAAAAAAGAAAAAAAAGAAGAAAA